Chelonus insularis is the source of this 3619-nucleotide messenger RNA. RefSeq lists its product as uncharacterized. Gene Ontology annotation, biological process: organelle organization. Gene Ontology annotation, cellular component: cytoplasm. Lineage: Eukaryota; Metazoa; Arthropoda; Insecta; Hymenoptera; Braconidae. The transcript has 3 exons. The coding region runs from base 158 to 3538 and encodes 1126 amino acids. The record is from RefSeq and is a predicted model, not a curated record.
CAUUAUGUAGUGGGGUUUAACAAUGUUUAUAUCAGUUUAUUGACAUGACACUGGACAGUUUUUGUUUUGCUUGAACAUAAUUAACUAACAAUCAAUAACUUGUUCUCUAUAGCACCAUUAAUUAAUAUUUGUAAUUGUUCAACAAUUUCUAAUAAUAAUGGUACGUAUCAUUCCAGUGCAUAAUUUUUUAUCACAGAAUGUGGGUCAAAUCGAAGAACCAACCGCUUCUUGUACAGCAAAUAUUUUGGAUCAAGAUAUGUUGUUGUUGGCACUCCCAAGUCAUUGCGUCAAAGUAUAUGGGCUAGCCAUGAAACAAUAUAAAUUAUUGACUAUUUUCCCUACAGUAGACCUUGUUCAUCAACUUUUACAUUCAGAUAAAGGUAAUUACGUUGCAACAUUAGAGUCAAAAACAUCAAGAGAUGGGCUAACUAUCAACAAUUUUGUACGUGUCUACGUUAAUUGGGAAAUGGCAGGAAAUCAAAAUCAAGCAAUGAGAGCACGAAUAGCGGGACGUGUUACUCCAAGUUUGAAUCGAUCUCUGAAAAGUUUGGAAAUGAUAGAAUUACCUUUAAAUGGUCAACCAACUAAAAUUGCUUGCUGUCAAACCACUGGGAAUCUAUUAGUAGUUUUAGGAAAUGAAGCAGUUAUUCACGAAUUAAAAAUUGAAACUCAACAAACAUCAAAGCAUACAUUUCUAGAUUUUGAAUCUAGACCUUGGUCUAUAAAAUUCAGUUUUGUACCAGAUCAGCUAGAAUUUGCUGAGGAAUUUAUUUCUAUUAUGAAUCGUACACAUUUUAUGCUUUUCAGAUUAACCAAUCGAUUUCAUGAAGAUAUUAACGCAAUUAGUAAUGAUAAUACGAAUAUUUCAAGUAGUAGAAAAAAUUCAAUUCAGAAUACGAUGAAGAUUGAUUCAAGAAAAAAUAGCUUCUCAAGUCAUAUUAAUACAGAAAGUAAAUUAAACGAAAAAAAACUAUUGACAGGUUUAGAUUUCACGAAACCCUUAAGCAACGAAUUUUCAUACAUCGACUGGGAUCAGUUGAUUUUUAAUGAACUUGAAGAAAUUCAACGAUUAAAGUCUCAACAUCUUAUUAAUUCUGAAAUGAAUAAUUUGAAUAUACAUUUAAAUUCAAUUAAAUCUGAUAAAGCAGAAGGCUGUCGCACUUUUCAUUCUCCUAUUUUACAUGCGCCUGAAAUAAAUGCAACAAUUACAACGAGAUCAAACGAAGAUAGUUGGUUAGAAAAUUAUAUAAUUCAACAUUUAAUGAGAAUAAAAAUUGAUGUACCCUUUGAAUCAAUCAAUGAUCAAGAUGGUAACAAAGAAUAUUUCACUUGUUCUCUACUUAAACCAUCAUAUAAACGUCAGAAAUUAUCAAUAGCUAAUUUUAAAAAAUCACUUUUACGAUCUACAAAAUAUAAUAUUUUUAAUGGAAUUACUUGUCUCAUUUGUACUUCUCAGGAAGGAUAUUUAGUGAAUUUUUCAUCAUCUAAUAUAAAAGAAUUAUCAUUUAACAUUGAAAAUUCUAAGAUUUACUCAUUUACAGCACCUGUAAGUCAUGCUGCCUUGGAAAAUACAGCUUUACAUGUUUUAACUGAAGCAGGUUUAGAGUCAUACACUCUACGAAUACCACAAUUUUUUUCCGACCAAUCUUUAUUAAAUUGUGAACAUGAUUUAAACAAUAUGCCAGUCUCAUUGAUUGGUCUUCGACCAUUUUUAGGUGUUAAAAAAUUACUUCAAGCUUCAAAAUGCCUUGUGUUGCUUGCUAGUGACGAAGAUAUGUGGACUUUUUAUUCUUUAUAUUUACCAAAUGUUGAAGAUGUUUAUCAAGAUAUUUUAAAUGCUGCUAAUAAUCAUAAAAACAGUCCUAGUACUUAUAAACAUUUACUUGGAGAAGCAAAUAUUGUAUUGAAAUUAGCUAAAGAUUCAAUUUACUAUUCAUCUGAUGCAGCUUUUUGUAGCAAUAUUAACGAUAUGUCUAAAUGUCAUUUAGAUAAUUUAUACAAACAAUCUUGCGCACUUUUAGCUGAUUUUUAUAUUUCUUCUGAAUCUCCUUUAGAUUGGAGUUUAAGCACUUACUACUACAAUCUAGCAGGCUUAAAAACAUACGAUGUUUUAGCACGUAAAAAUCUUCAUAAAGCACAAGGAAUAAUUAUUUUUUUGUCAGAAAGUCUUUUAAAUCUUCAAUCAGGACCAGAAGCGGAUGCUUUAUUUCAAGAACACAAUAUUGUUGAAAUUCUUUUGACUGCUGAAAAGAAUGAUUUGUUAAAAUUAAUUUUAGCAAGUCCAGUUCUUCGUGAAUAUGCUACAGAUAAAUUAAUUCAUGUACUAUCUACUUGGGAAUCUGAUGAUUUAACUUGUCUUGCUAGAGUUCUUCUUUUUCUACAAGCAGAUAAACAACAACAAGCUGAAAAGGCUUUAGAACCAAUCAAAGAUUACUUUAUUAUAAAGAAAACUAUUGCUAAUUGGUCUUGGCUUUUUGACGUAGUCAAUGCUAAAAAUAGUCAUGCUUUGCCGACAUUUUCUGAUUUUUCUAGCAUCUUAAUGAAAUUGAAGAUUAAAGUAUUUGCAAUUGUCCUAGCACAAAUAGUUUACAAACAAGCUGUUACUCUAGAUCAAAUGAUUCAAAUUUUUUUAGCUUAUUUACCGUCAAGAGUUGGAAGAGAUGGAAGAGUUGCUGCUGCAGCUUUACAAUUAUUUUUAGAAACAUAUCUUCAAAUUUAUUAUAAUAAUAAAUCAAAUGACAAUAGCGUUAAUUGUGCAAAGAUUAGUAAGAAUAAUGAAAAUAAUGAUGAUAUGGCUAUCAAUGAAGGAUUUAAGAUAUUAGUACGAUCUUAUCUUGCUAAACUCACACAAAAAAAUAAUAAAAAGACUGAUAUUAUUGAUAAAAUGGAUGAAAAUGAUAAUCAAAAAAUAUUAUUUGGAAAUUUAAGACCUUAUUUCCUUGAUCAUCCAUUUUUCUAUUUAAAAGAUGAAACAAAGAAGCUUUGUAAAGAAUCAGAACAAAAGAUAGAUCAAGAAAAUGAAGGGGUUGCUAAUAAUAUUCGAUUGGAAAUAAAAAAAUUGCAAGCAUUAUUAGUUAGUGGUCAACUUCCACCUGAAUGUUAUGAAGAAGUUGAACGUUUUCUUGACACUCAACAAAUUGAAGGUAGUUUAUCUUUUAGAAUUUUAUGCACUCGAGAUACAAAUAAAGAAAUGCAAAUUUUGGCUGAUGAAUGUCCAAAAAUUUUAUUAGAAUUUGCCAAAGAUAAAUAUACCAAAGCAUCAGAAUGGAAAUAUUUUAUGCAAUUUUUGUUACAAAAAAUGGUUAAAAAUCAAAAUAAUCAACAAAUUCAUGCAAUUUACGACGAAUUAAUAAAAGAUACUGCAAUUUACAUUGCACAAGGUACAUCGAUGCGGGGAUUGCAACGUAUUUUACCUGAUGACAGUUUGCCAGCUUUACAACAAUAUAUUGAUAUUAGUAAUCAAGUAAUCCAUGCAGAUUACAUCAAAACAAUGAUUAUUGGUACUGGUAAACACCUUCUUUGUAAUAUUAAUUUUUAAUCUGAGCUGUGAUUUAAUAAAUAAAUGGAUAUUCUAUAUAUUAUUUAUUAAGUUCAAAACUUAUCAAAUAAUACAUCAAUU